ACUUGAAUAUUUUUAAACUACGUCGAUUGUGCUUUCGCCCUACCGCUGUCAUUUACAUAGUUUGAUGAGUGAUUAAUGUAUUUUCUAUCAUGGCAAUUGAACGUUGUGCGCAUGCGACGAAUUUUAUUAUUAGCGGGACGCUUCACAAGAUUACACGGGCCUACAAGCGGCUUUCAGAGUGAAGUAGUCUGUUCUUUUUAUACACACUUACUAUGAACGUACGUCGCAAAAACGAGCUCCUGUCACGGUUGACGGUCGCUAUAUAAGACAGAGUAAUUUACGUGAUAAAGUGUAUAACAGAGUGAAAAUGAUAGGUAACAGGGCUGGGAACGAUAGAAAUAAUGCUGAUAUAAUUCGACCCUAUAAUUUAGCAGCAUUUGAAAUAGUCCCCUCCAAAACAAGUCUUCCUGUACGACAGAAGAGAACACUAUUUACAAGAUCGAUGAAACGCGCCAUUCCUUCGUUUUAUGAAUUGAAACAAUACAUCGGCGUUUUCAUAUGUGGUUUGACAUUAUGGGGAAUAUCGUGGUUCCUAUUGAAGGACGCUGUACAACCUGGAGGGUUUUUGUUCAACAUGGUUGGGAUUGCGACAGCUGGCUACAUACUGGGACAUACUAUCGAACGAUACACAACAAUCACUCCAAUGGUAGGAAUGACUUUAGCAGGUGUUCUGUACAGAAACUUUGGAACUACCAACUAUCUAGAACAUCCAGUUGCUAAUGCUAUAGAUUAUCAUUUAAGACGAAUUUACCCGGUAAUUAUCCUGACGAAGGGUCCGCUUACUUGGAAUUGGGAAUACAUAAAAAAUAAUUCAGUUAAAGUUUUUUCCUUGGCCACUUUGCCUUGGAUUGUGGAAUGUUCGUCUGUUGUAUUCUUUGGUUAUAUUCUGCUGGGAUUUCCAUGGUACUGGGGAUUACACUUGGGUGCAAUAUUAGCUUCUGUGUCGCCAGCUGUGGUAGUACCCACGGUGAAUGCACUUAGUAAAAGAGGUUUGGGCGCAAAAAGUCAGAUUGCGCAUCUUGUCGGCAACGCCGGGGGACUGGAUACCGCGUUCACGGAAGGCAUGUUCGGAGUUAUCAACAGCGCCAUAUUUUAUGAAGCACCGCUCUAUUACAAAAUUGUGAAGGCGGUAUUGGCAAUAUUCCUUGGAAUCUGCCUUGGCAUAUCAUGGGGCAUGCUGGCAGAUAUUAUACCAGAUCACAAGGACUACUAUGCACCUACUAUUAGAAGUGUAGUCAUAUUUGGUGGCGGACUUUUACUUUCUUAUUCCUGCAGUUACUAUGGUUGGGGUGGUACUUCCGGGGUGGCGAUCAUGGUAUGCGCGGGAACUGCAGCAACACGAUGGUCGAGGCGCGGUUGGACAAUUAAUGACAAUCCUGUAUCAGAGGUGUACAAACUCCUAUGGAGAAUUUUUGAGCCUAUGCUUUUCACUUUUAGUGGUUACUUUAUGGAGGUGUCGCAAGUAACAGCAACAGAAAUUUCUCUCUUAGUAGCUUGCAUAUUCUCCGCCUUAAUUCUUCGGUUGGUGACAGCUUUCCUGGUCGCUUUAUCCAACAGAAUGUCGGUAAAAGACAGUCUAUUCACAGCCGUCACAUGGAUGCCUAAAGCCAUUGUUGAGGCCGUGCUUGUACGGGUAGCCGCCGAUUCCCUGAACGAAGAUCCUACAAGCCUGGAUAAAAGAAUUGCUACGCAACACUCAAAUAUAAUAAUUAUUGCCAUACUUAUUACUAGCACCCUGGGGUCAGCUCUCACUACGAUACUUGGACCCAUUUUAUUAUCACAAGACUCAAAAGUGUCUCCUGAAGAGUUUUACCGAACACAGUCUAUAUCUGCACACGUGUCUUCAGAACACAAGAGAAAUAUGUCAAGCUCUCUAGCCAAAUGAUUCCGUGUAUAUAAAUAAUUAUAAUUAUGUAAAAAUCUUUAUUUUAUUUUAUGAUCAAUCUGACAGCGACUACUUAUACAAAA
This is a messenger RNA of Achroia grisella, 1968 nucleotides long. RefSeq names its product sodium/hydrogen exchanger 9B2-like. The record is from RefSeq and is a predicted model, not a curated record. Gene Ontology annotation, molecular function: antiporter activity. Bases 308 to 1885 code for a protein of 525 amino acids. The transcript has 12 exons. Lineage: Eukaryota; Metazoa; Arthropoda; Insecta; Lepidoptera; Pyralidae. Gene Ontology annotation, biological process: proton transmembrane transport. Gene Ontology annotation, cellular component: membrane.